CACUUUUGGAUUUGCUCUACUGCACCGAAGUAUUUCUAUGGGAUCAUGCCAUUGUCCCGAUUGGUUUCCUCGUGCUGACCCUUGUUGGACGCACAUGCCCAGCUUGCCUGUUUCGGGAUAGAUAGGACGAACUGUGCUCAUUGGGUGGAAGGUUCGGUGCUGCUCAGGGUUCGCUGGGAUUUUUGAUUCUGAGCGUUGGAUUGGAUUGGAUUGGUUUGUUUUGGUUCCGAGUGCAUGGAGAAGCGGUCGCUUGUGUUGGGAUUCGAAUUGGGUUUUUUUAGUUUAAGUCAGGGAAAUUGGUCGCUGUGAUGGUGGUGCUGUAACGGGUUGUGGGGUCUUUUUUUGUUUUUUAUUUGUGUUGUUGUUGUUGUUGUUGUUGUUCUUGUGUGCGUUGGGGAUCAUCCUGCAAUGCGAGGAGCACAGUUUUGUAGUGGGGUCGUGUCUCUGGGAUGUGAGAGAUUGUGCUUGGGUGCGAAUCAGUUUCGGUCUCCUAGUGGUUUGAAUUGGAGGUCUUGUGUGUAAGUGGCGUUGAAAUCCACUACAGGAGGUGAUUCAAAGUUUGUUAUGACUUUGCUUUUGUUCUUGUCGUGAGGUUUUCUGAAGGGUACAAUUUAGGGAAAGGUUCCUUUUUCGCUUUCUUGUUUUGCACUUGAUCCACCAUGACCAGUGGAUUACAAUCCGGUGAUCGAACUUCACACUCGCUCUCAAAGUCUACGUAUGAAAGUAGUCCGCAGGGGGUGGUAUCGGAUUUAGAGAGGACGCCCCUACUUUCUCAUAUUUCCAAGGCUUCGGAACAGUCUGCACAGAGUCGGGAUUAUGGCGCAAUGCAGACCGGGCUGAAGACCAAGCUUUCCGAAUGUGAAAUUCCUAUCUGGCAGAACCAACCAAUGUGGAGUACUGGGCUGUUUGAUUGCUGCGCAGAUGUGCCUAUGUGUUGCGUCACCAUGUUCCUCCCAUGCUUCGCGUUUGGAUGGAACGUCGAGGCUUUAGACGAGAGCAAAGAUUCUUGCUGGACUGCAGCAGCAAUGUGGUGGGUGCUCCAGCACACGAUUGCGCUGGGUUGCUUGUAUUCCUCGUCAUAUCGUGGAAAGCUACGCUCCAAGUAUAAUAUUCCGGAAGAGCCAGUGUCGGAUUGUGUCAUCCACUGCCUGUGCUGGCCAUGUGCAUUUUGCCAGGAACAUCGAGAGAUUCAUUACAGGAGCUUUGGUCCUGAGUCCUGGGGCCAAACUCUUACAGUUGCCCCAGCUCAGCAACAGUUCCAUCCUCCUGAAAGGAAGAAUCCGGAAAAGCUUAGUAAGAAAUCUCGGAAGUCCAAGAAACCUCUCAAUAAAUGAAUCUCCAAUGUUCUACUUCAAUGCUCCUCGCAUGUUGCAAAAUUUGCAGGAUGGCUGUAAUGAGUCUCAGGAAGUUUUGUUCAGCAGGAUCAAAGCGCCCCUUGGGACAAUGAACAUUAUGUAGAAAGAGGUGCUGUGUAUGGUCUAGACUAAUUUAGCAGUAGAUAUGUCCGUGUAAUGGGCAGAAUUCUUCAUCCUCUGUUUUGUAAUAACUAGCACACAUGCACGAGCCGAGGAGAUAUUAGCAUCUUUGAAAUUUUGUGCCAUACUUGGCAUCUAAUUGACUGUGAUAUUUAAUAGAAUACCGCACAUUGUAAUUUAAACACACCUUACAAACUUUGAGCAAUUUGGUAACCUGAGCAUCAUUCAAGGUGAAGCUCAUGUA
This is a messenger RNA of Physcomitrium patens, 1719 nucleotides long. Its product is annotated as protein PLANT CADMIUM RESISTANCE 7. NCBI's taxonomy places the organism in Eukaryota, Viridiplantae, Streptophyta, Bryopsida, Funariales, Funariaceae. The record is from RefSeq and is a predicted model, not a curated record.